This is a messenger RNA of Trichechus manatus latirostris (Florida manatee), 3113 nucleotides long. RefSeq names its product cytoskeleton associated protein 4 (gene CKAP4). NCBI's taxonomy places the organism in Eukaryota, Metazoa, Chordata, Mammalia, Sirenia, Trichechidae. Bases 1 to 2703 code for a protein of 900 amino acids. The record is from RefSeq and is a predicted model, not a curated record. The transcript has 7 exons. Gene Ontology annotation, cellular component: rough endoplasmic reticulum.
AUGGACCAACGUUGGGUGCCGGGGACACGGAGAGGGGAUGCCUCCUUCCGGAUCCCUGAUUGUGGAAAGCCGCUCGCGGCGAGGUCCCUGGCACAAACCCAGCGAGAUGUAAACAGCAGCGAAAAGGCCCCAACCCUGCCACCUCCGGAGCCCGAAGCCCGCGGCCACUCUGACACCCGCUGCGACCACUCAGCACCCGCUCCCCGCUCCCUCGCGAGACGGCAGUUCGAGGUCAAAGAAGGGAAUCUGGGGGGAAGAGCAAAGAGCGGGGGCUUCAUCACCCUUGGGGCCUCCCCUGUCCCAGGACGGGGUUCCGAAGUGGGACAGGACGAGGACAGCGUGAAGCGGAGGGAGUUUCGGAUGCGAGAGGAAACGGUUCCCCCCCGCGAGCUGCGAGUGGCUCCUCGGACGUCCACACUUAGUUUCCCCUCUCUGCUCAAGGCGCGGGGGCCCGUUGCGCAGGGUCAUUCCCGGCUCUCGUCCCCUGGGCCCCGCCCGGGUGCCCCCGCCCCUGUAGACCCCUUCCCCUCAGCCGCCUACCGGCCGCCACCCCCGGCCUCCGUAGACGCCGCCCGGCCACUACCCUCCCUUCGGCCAUCUCGGCCGCCCGCCCUGGCCCCCGUAGGCUCCGCCCGGCUGCCCGCUUCCUCGGUCGCCUCCCCCACCUCAACCUCCAGUCCCGGCCUCCAGGGACCGCCCGGCCGCCCCGCUCCCCUCGGCCGUCUCCCCCACCUCGACCUCCUAUCCCGGCCCCUAGGGACCCGCCCGGCCGCCCCACACCCCUCGGCGGCCUCCCGGACCUCGAUUUCCAGUCGGACCCCUAGGAACAGCCGCCCGGCCGCCCUCGUUUGCACUCCGCGGGUGCCCGCGAGCCCCGCCCCGGGCCCAGCCCUCCCUUCUUUGGGGUCUUGGCGGCAGGAAGGAGGGGCCGCCCGGCGACCCGGCGUGCGUGGCAAGCUCGCCCGGCUCGGCUCGCUUGGCCUCCCUUCCCGGGAGGCGGGGUCGGCGCCGCGGCGGCUUGCCCGCGUGCUGCUCUCCCAGCCCCGGGGGAACACGAGCAAGUUUCCCGGGCCGCGCGCCCCGCUCGCUCGCCAUCAGCACCAGCACAACCAGGCGCACGGGAAGGGCGGCCACCGCGGCGGCGGUGGCGGUGGCAAGUCCGCCGCCGCCGCCUCGUCCUCGGCGUCCUGCUCGCGCAGGCUCGGCAAGGCGCUCAACUUUCUCUUCUACCUCGCCCUGGUGGCGGCAGCCGCCUUCUCGGGCUGGUGUGUCCACCACGUCCUGGAGGAGGUCCAGCAGGUCCGGCUCAGCCACCAGGACUUCUCCCGGCAGCGGGAGGAGCUGGGCCAGGGCUUGCAAGGCGUCGAGCAGAAGGUACAGUCUCUGCAAGCCACAUUUGGGACUUUUGAGUCCAUCUUGAGAAGCUCUCAACAUAAGCAGGAUCUCACAGAAAAAGCUGUGAAGCAAGGGGAGAGCGAGAUCAACCGGAUCAGUGAAGUUCUACAGAAACUCCAGAAUGAGAUUCUCAAAGAUCUUUCAGAUGGAAUCCACGUGGUGAAGGAUGCCCGAGAGCGAGACUUCACGUCCCUCGAGAACACGGUGGAGGAGCGGCUGACGGAGCUCACCAAGUCCAUCAACGACAACAUUGCCAUCUUCACCGAAGUUCAGAAGAGGAGCCAAAAGGAAAUAAAUGAUGUGAAGGCGAAAGUUGCCUCUUUGGAAGAAUCCGAGGGGUACAAGCAGGACUUGAAAGCUAUGAAAGAAGUUGUGAAGGAAAUACAAACUUCUUUGAAGUCUAAAGAAAAGGACCUUGAGGCCCUGAGAAGCACCCUCCAGACCAUGGAGUCUGACGUGUACACAGAGGUCAAAGAGCUGGUGAGCCUCAAGCAGGAGCAGCAGAAGUUCAAGGAGGUGGCUGACAUGGAGCAUGUCACCUUGCAGACCCUCACGGAGAAGAUUCUCCAGUCUGAGGAGUCCAUUUCUCGCCUCCCAGGGGAGAUCAGGAGACUUGAGGAAGAGCUACACCAACUGAAAGCUGAUUCCAAUAGGCUGGAAGAAGAUGGAGUAUUCAGAAACUCUGACGCCUUUGAAGCGCUCCAGAGAACGAGUCAGGGAUUGGACUCUAGGCUCCAAAGUGUGGAAGAUGGAGUCCAAUCCAUGCAGUCAACUUCUGCACAGCAGACGGAGAGCCUGGAAUCCCUCCUGUCGAAGAGUGAGGAGUAUGAGCAGCGCCUGAGCGCCCUGCAGGAGCGCGUGGAAGGCCUGGGCUCCUCCUCGGAGGCAGACAAGGACGGUGUGGAUAGAACUGUGAGGAGCCUGGGGGAGGCCCAGCUUUCUCUCCAUGCUGAUGUGGAAGAGCUGAAGAGAAGUGUGGGUGAGCUCCCCAGCACCGUGGAGGCGCUCCAGAAGGUACAAGAGCAAGUCCACUCGCUGCUUAGUCAGGACCAAGCCCAGGCAGCCCAUGUGCCUCCUCAGGACUACCUGGACAAACUUUCUUCUCUAGACAACCUAAAAUCCUCAGUAAGCCAAGUGGAGUCGGACUUGAAAAUGCUCAGGACUGCUGUGGACAGUUUGGUCGCAUACUCGGUCAAAAUAGAAACCAACGAGAACAACUUGGAAUCAGCCAAGGCUUUGCUAGACGACCUGAGAAAUGAUCUGGAUAGGUUGUUUGUGAAAGUUGAAAAGAUUCACGAAAAGAUCUAAAUGAAUUGUGUGCGCAGGGCAUGGAUUUAAAGUCCAACUUCUCAUGACCAAAAAAUAUGUUGUUUUCUCCUGCCAUCUCUCACCACAACCCCACCGCACCCCCCUUUCUUGUCCCCUCUUAAAGAGCGGUAGACACCACCUGGAACACCAAGGCAUUACAUUUUUUGUGCCCAGUUAAUUUAUUUACAAUUAUUACCACACGCCAUUGGUUUCUUAAGUUUUCUGCUUCUGCUUUUAGUUGGGUUCCCAAAGGCCCAGCCCCUAUCACUGCACCACCAGGGCUCGUAUGAAGCAGUGGUGGUUUUCAAAAGGGAUGUCUCUAGAGUUAGAGAAAAAAGAUAUUGCUAUCAACUGAGGAUUAACAGAAGCAGAUUAACCUCAAAAAACCCUGCUUGAUGGCAGGACCAAGU